AUGAUUAGUGCAAAAGGUGGAAGGCCGCCUCCCCCUGUUCCACCACGACCAAGUAAACAAGUGGUUGCUGAAGCUUUAGCUAAAAAUAGACCACCUAAACCUAUCAGUCAUGUUUCUAAAUUAAUUGAUCGUACAGAAAAAUCAUUCGGAAACUACGUCAACCAUCAAGUUAUUAAAAAACGAGAAGAUCUAUUAAAUGCCAAAAAUGCCACCAACAACAAGAACCCUGGACUUGUGGCUUGGGGUGGAACAGUCAUUUACAGGUCGCCUUCAUUUAUCAGAGACGAAGAAAAGAAAAAAUUAGAAGAUGCUGAAAGGCAAGAAAAAGGCACAAUAAAUAUCGAAAACAAGUCAUUAAAUGACGAACCUUCGAAAAUUUGUAAUAUUGAUGCAAGUAAGUUACCGAAGCCAAAAGCCGGAAGUCCAACUUCAAAGUUGGAUAAUAUAAGACGUUUCGAUAGCAUAAACAAUAGUUUUGAGAAAACUGAGGAUGACAUCGUUAAAAAUAAUAUGAAUAAUAUGAAUAAUAUUGUUAAGUGUCCAAGUGUUAAGGAUAUUAUAAAAAGUCUUCAUGAAGAAAAAGUAGAGAAUAAUAGCAAAAUAAAGAAUAAUUCAUAUACAGGUGUUGCACCAGACCAAACUUUUAUCAAGGGAAAUGAACCAAAAGUAAUGAAUGAAUCCUCCACCAAUUUUAAAGCUUCAACUAAUUUGCAAGAUUCCUUUAAAAGUAAUGCUGACAGUUCAGUAUCAGAAACCUCAUUAAAUAUGAGUAAUGGCAAUCUUUAUCAUUACAAAGAAAUAGUUGAAACAAAAAGUUUGAGUGAGCCUGAAAUAAUUAUAUCUAAUAAUGCUUUGAAUAAUGCAGAGCCUAAUAAUAAAGAUAUACAAGUUAAAAGUAGUGUAACAAAAGUUGCCAUAGCACCCUCUUCAGAUACACAAAUUUCUAUUCCACCAGUGGAAGAAACACGUGUUGUCAUAGGAAGUGGUUCUACGACUUCUGCGACUCGUAUUUUAGCAAAUGGAGUUCCUACAACAACCACGACUAUCGAGAUCCGAGGUGGCGAAUCCACGACUUCCUCUAUAAUUAGCAACACUAUUAGUAAUUCAGUGCAAAUUACAUUGUGUAGUACUGAAUCUUCUAGAAGUUUUGGAGAUGCUUCUUUGUCAGUUCGACCUGAACCAGAAGGCGGCGAAACUGAGAAGCUCGAUAUUGAGAAACCUAGAACUGCUUCUCCGCCAUCUACGAAAAAGUCUGCUAUUACUUUUAGCGAUAUUGCUAAUCAUGAAUUACUGAUAUCAGAACUCCAAGAUAUGAGACAAGAACACAGGAUACGGAAAAGGCAACGGCAACCUGAUCAGGAAGAUUUAGCUUCUAAAACGCGUUUAGAUAGUUCUGUUGAUCAAAAAUCUGAAGCAUCAUUUGACGAUCAAGAUUUGGAUUCUAUAAGUACAUCCGAUUGGACGGAAGUGUCGAACGACGGUGCAGAAGUGGUUUAUUCUAGUUGUCGUAUAAAUUUAGACAGUAGUGACACUGAUGUAGUUAAUUCUCGUGAGAGACGUGAUAGUGGUAACUCGUCAUCUAAUAGUGAGUCUCCAUCGCUUUGCAGAAUGUCUGCUUCAUUACCGCCGGGGCUACCACCCCUGCCGAAGAGCCUGAGCGGCUUCGAGCUUCGAUCCAGCGGUGCUGGUCCUCAGUCUCAAGGACGACCACCGCCGCCUGAACCACCGCGCACUGGCAGACCGCAGGCGACACUCGACACGCAGUUGGCGGUGCUCAGAAGAGAAAUGGUAAAUGCAUAA
Ctenocephalides felis (cat flea) is the source of this 1800-nucleotide messenger RNA. RefSeq lists its product as uncharacterized. The transcript has 3 exons. NCBI's taxonomy places the organism in Eukaryota, Metazoa, Arthropoda, Insecta, Siphonaptera, Pulicidae. Bases 1 to 1800 code for a protein of 599 amino acids. The record is from RefSeq and is a predicted model, not a curated record.